CCCAGACCCCUCCCUCUUGCUCCCACUCCUCCCCUCCUGUCUCUCUCUCUACCUCCAGACGCUGCAUUCUCCCGUCUAACCUGCUGGUGCUACCUUCGGUAACAGUAGAAAUGCAGAGGAAGCACGUACGGAGCCGACUCCAGUGACAGACUUCAUCCACGAACCGAGCCAUAGAUGUUAACGUUGGCUAGUUUUCACUGCUCUACCGACGUUUCUGGAGCUGCGGGAAUGGCGUCGCCUCACGAAGCCACAUAGUCAGACGCGGAGGCGGCGGCGGCGGCGGCUGCCGAGGCUGGGGACCGCCGAAGCCAGGCUGCUGGUGGAGAGGCGGCCUUAGCGGAGGAUCGGGUCGCAUCGCAUCGUGACAUUUGCCCGGACACGUAAUUCGUCUUUAGCCCGAUCGUCCAGGCUCUGGUGUUUUGCUUUGAAUACGUUGGGUUCUUGAUGCCCCGGAGACCCGGGGCAGCUCGGACCGCGGAGCUCCGGAGCAGGGCUCGAAUGAGGUAGAGGAGAAGUGUGUCUCUGUCUUACUGGAACCUCUGGGCCCCGUCCCCCCACAAUGAACCCUCUGAACCAGAUGAAAGCUGGGCUGGCCAACAACCCCCACAGUGAGGGUUCUUACCCAUAUGACCCGUCCAGCUGGCAGCAGCCCCCCAAUCAGCCCACAGGAUCCCUCUCUGUCGUGACCACGGUGUGGGGAGUGACCAAUCCUUCCGCCAGCCAGGGACUGGGAGGAGGAGUCCUGGGACCUGGAGCUAACCCAGGUGGGGGGCCCAUGAUGCAGGGUCCUGGAGGUCCGAGCAUGGCCAGUGGACCUGGAGGCUACAUGGGCCAGCAGGGUUACGGAGAAGCUGCCAAAGGCUACAUGAACCAGGGCAUGUACGGCCGCAGCUCUGGGGGCUACGGCGCAGGCCCGGCAGGGUACACAGGGAGUUUCCCCUCCAACCCGGGCGGCUCCAGAGGUUCAGCCGACUUCACUCAGGCGGCAGCUGCAGCUGUAGCUGCUGCUGCUGCAACGGCAACUGCCACCGCUACGGCAACGGUUGCCGCCAUCCAGGAGAAACAGAACCAGGAGAUGAACUACGGACAGAUGGGUGGCCCAGCCUACAAUAACCAGUUCAUGUCUCACUCUGGACCGCGUGGAGCUCCUGGCAUGACUCCUGGAGGCAUGGGCCCUGGUCCAGGAGCUUCCAGGGCUCCACCCUCAAUGGGACCAAUGUAUGGACCCAGCAGCGGCCCCCAGAGGGUCCCUCAGCACCCAAACUAUGGCCCUGGACCACAACAAGGUCACCUCAGGCCACAACAAGGACUGAAGCGUCCUUACAACACUGAGUCCUUCCCAGGAAUGUCUCAGCAGUACAACGUGGGUUCCAGUGUGAAUGUGAUGUCAGGUCCUGGAGGUGGUGGUGGUUCCAUAACGGGUUCGGGGGGAGGCGGUCAUGUUGGCCCGUACUCUGGGACCAACAUACAGUACCACCCAGGUGCUGGUGGUCCAGGGCCUGCCCCCCAGCGCUCCGGUUCCUCCCCAUCCUAUCAGAGCCACAAGAUGCCGCUCCCACAGUACCCGCCCCCCGGCCCCUCCAGCACCCACUACUACAAGGACCAGUUCAGUGGUCCAGGAGGAGGUCUGAAUGCUCUGACAGCAGGCAGCACUGGUUCGGUCUACAACUCCUUCAGCCAGCCCUCUGGGCCUGGUCGAGGGUUGCCAGGUUACCCAUCUUCCCCUGUACCUGGUAACCCGACUCCCCCCAUCACCCCCAGCGGCUCCAUGGCCCCACCGUACAUGUCGCCUGGCAGCAGUGAUGUUAAGCCAGCGGCCUCUUCCUUUCUGCCUGACAUCAAGCCCAACAUGGCGAAUCUGCCCCCCCCCCCUCCCUCAGGGAACCCCAGUGACGACCUGCGUCUGACCUUCCCAGUGCGAGAUGGCGUUGUCCUGGAGCCCUUCAGAUUAGAGCACAACCUUGCUGUCAGCAACCAUGUCUUCCAGCUGCGAGACUCCGUCUACAAAACACUCAUCAUGAGGCCAGACCUGGAGCUCCAGUUUAAGUGUUACCACCAUGAGGACCGACAGAUGAACACCAACUGGCCGGCCUCUGUCCAGGUCAGUGUGAAUGCGACUCCCCUCACCAUUGAACGAGGAAACAACAAGACUUCACACAAGCCUUUGUACCUGAAGCACGUAUGUCAGCCGGGCAGAAACACCAUCCAGAUCACCGUCACUGCCUGCUGCUGUUCUCACCUGUUCGUCCUCCAGCUGGUCCAUCGUCCGUCGGUUCGCUCGGUGCUGCAGGGUCUGAUGAAGAAGAGGCUGCUGCCUGCGGAGCACUGUGUCACAAAGAUAAAGAGGAACUUCAGCAGUGGUUCCAUCCCCGGGACUCCUGGGCUAAACGGAGAGGAUGGUGUUGAGCAGACGGCCAUCAGAGUGUCCCUGAAGUGUCCCAUCACCUUCCGCCGCAUCCAGCUGCCUGCCAGAGGUCACGACUGUAGACACAUACAGUGUUUUGACCUGGAGUCGUACCUGCAGCUCAACUGUGAGAGAGGAACCUGGAGAUGUCCUGUGUGCAAUAAAACGGCUCUGUUGGAGGGUCUGGAGGUGGAUCAGUACAUGCUGGGGAUUCUCAUUUAUGUUCAAAAUUCGGAGUACGAGGAGAUUACCAUCGACCCGGUUUGCAGCUGGAAGCCAGUUCCUGUGAAGCCCGACCUGCACGUGAAGGAGGAACCAGACGGACCAGUGCUGAAGCGUUGCAGGACACUCAGUCCCAGUCACAUGGUUCUUCCCAGUGUCAUGGAGAUGAUCGCAUCAUUGGGCCCUGCCCCGUCCUCUUCCACCUCAACUGCCCCCUCCUCCUCCUCCCCAAUGCCCUACCCCUCCCUACCCGCAGGGGGGGGCAAUAAUAUCACCAGCACAACUGAGUACCCUGGCCCAGCUCCGUCCUAUCCCAGCCAGUCCAGUAGUUUCUCAGACUUCAGUGGUCCUGGGACUCCAGGGGUCGGAGGGGACUUCUCCUCCCCUGGUCCUCCCCCUCUGUCCUACCAGUCUGAGCUCUCUAGUGCCCUCCUCACUCCUGACAAGCCUCCUCCACACCCACUGGCUGGACAGAUGUCUCUCUCAGGUCGCCAGGACUCCUCCCAUGGUGCGCCCCUCUCUCAGCAGCAGUCCCAGGGUCUUCACAGCAACUCCCACCUCCCAGGCGGAAGCCAGAUGAUGCAGCAUAGCAAUCCGAAUCCCCGUCUCCAAGGCGAUAGCUCUUUUGUACUUGGAGGUUCUGCAGAGGUUCCAGAACCUUCUUUGGAUCUGCUUCCGGAGUUGACCAACCCGGAUGAGUUGCUGUCCUACCUCGGACCUCCAGACCUCCCAAACAAUAACAAUGAUGACCUGCUGUCUCUAUUCGAGAACAACUGAACUACACACAGACUUUAUAAUAUGAACUCUGCACAGAAUGGAGCAGACGAUAAGAAGGAAACAAAACACAACUUUCAAAUAUAAAAAGGUGUGACCAUGAACUUUGUAAUAACUUAAUUUUAUUGUUUUUAUUUUCUGUACUUCAUGCCUCAUUCUGUCAGUGCUGAGAGUCUUGCUGCUCACAUGACCACACUGUUUCAAGUUUUAACUGAUCACCCUCACCAUCGUUUGUCCAUGGCUCCUUCUACAACUUCCUCAGUUUUUACUGUUCAUUCCUACAAGAAUUUAGAUAAAAUGGCUUAAAUUUUGUAUUUUCCCCACAACCACUGUUAAUAUUCAGCAGUGAUGGGAAGUAAUUAUGUUUGAUGAGCUAAAACAGCCGUAUGCUCCUGUGUAGCUAGUUACUGAGCCAUACUGAAGAACAAAAACUAAAAAUCAGCAUUUACACUUGGCCACUUAUUGAUUUGUGAAAUCACUUCAGGUCACAUGUUGAUUAUUUUAAACUGCUAUCCGGAAAUCAGUGUUUGCUGUAGUUUUCACAUUCUGUUCUGUGUCUUAUGUGCUAAUAACUUACUGUAGUAGAGCAGCGUUA
Betta splendens (Siamese fighting fish) is the source of this 3995-nucleotide messenger RNA. RefSeq names its product zinc finger MIZ domain-containing protein 2-like. The coding region runs from base 560 to 3403 and encodes 947 amino acids. Gene Ontology annotation, molecular function: SUMO ligase activity; zinc ion binding. Gene Ontology annotation, biological process: protein sumoylation; regulation of transcription by RNA polymerase II. The transcript has 21 exons. The record is from RefSeq and is a predicted model, not a curated record. NCBI's taxonomy places the organism in Eukaryota, Metazoa, Chordata, Actinopteri, Anabantiformes, Osphronemidae.